AUGGACUUGGCUGGUGAGAAACAAUCCAAGAAAAGCAAAUGCAAGCAAGAAGAAGAUCAACCCGAAAAUCGGAUUGAUAGCCUCCCUCAUGAAAUCUUCAUAAACAUAGUUUCAAGGCUACCUAUAACAUCUCUCAUUCAAUUCAGGUUUGUAUCCAGAGCCUCACAAAUCUUGUCAAACGAUCCACUUCUUGGUGACUUGCACUUAUCCCGAACAACGAAGAACAAUCCAUGCCUUAUAUUUCAUUGUGACUAUCCGAUUCAAAACCAGCUCUAUUUUGUUGAGCUUCCUGAUCAUGAUGAUCAUCAGAAAGAGAUCGUGAGGGAAAUUCAUACUCCUUUCUCUGCUUCUAUGCCAGAAUUUUAUGUGGUAGGUUCAUGUAAUGGCUUAUUAUGCUUAUCCAAUUUGUUAUUCGAUGGUUCACUCUCUGUGUACAAUCCUUUUACUAGGAAACACAAAGAGCUUCCCAAAUCAAUUAAGUGUGAAGAACAAAAGGUGAUGUUUGGAUUUGGAUUUCACCCAGUUGCCAAAGAGUACAAGGUGGUCAAAAUAAUCUACUUUGGCAAUGUAUAUAAUGUUUACAAUAGACCUUGGCGUUAUAGAUUCAGAAACCUUGAAUUUCCAAACUCAGAGGCUCAAAUUCUUAGUCUGAGUAGUAACACAUGGAGAAGUAUUGGAGAAGUACCUUAUCAGCUAAAAAGGUCGUCGGAAGCAUUAGUGAAUGGAAGGCUUCAUUGGGUGACCUACCAGGGGGUUCUUGGCCCAAUUAUAGUCUCUUUUGACCUAGCAGAUGAACAAUUCCGGGAGGUACCAGGAGCUGGCAGUGGUUUCCUAGCUAGGUGUAACUUUUAUUUGGUAGUUUUGGGAGGGUGUCUCUCUGCUGUUGUGCCUUUCAGUUUUGGGAGAUUGGAGAUUUGGGUAUUGAAAGAAUAUGAUGUGAAAGAGUCUUGGAUCAAAGAGUACAGCUUCGAGUCUUACAUGCCAAGGGUUGUAAAUCAAGAUCUGGAGAGAAAUUAUGGGAUUUGGAAGAACGUUGUGAAUACGAGAAUUGUUCGAGUCUUGUGUCUUCUGAAGAAUGGAAAGAUCUUGCUCGAGUACAGAGGUGGAAAUCUUGUUUCUUAUGAUCCGAAGAGCAAAAUAUUUGAGAAUAUGAUGUUUCAGGGGAUGCCUAAUUUGUGUCAAAUAGUUGUUCAUGUUGGUAGCCUUAAUUGGAUUGACAUCUCUACUGACUCAUAGGAGUAAACUAAAACUUUUUUAUGUUCUUCUGCAUUGCAAUUGUUGUAAGUUGUAGUCAUUGCCAAACUCUUAGAAGAUAUGCACAUAUGUACUUUUUUAGACCACAUACUACACUGCAUCCAGGAUUGACUAGCAUUCAAUAAUCUCUCUCAACCUUUUCUUUUGGGAAUGGCCCUUUCACCAUUCACAUGAGAGUAAACUAUGCAAU
Ilex paraguariensis (yerba mate) is the source of this 1444-nucleotide messenger RNA. Lineage: Eukaryota; Viridiplantae; Streptophyta; Magnoliopsida; Aquifoliales; Aquifoliaceae. The record is from the annotation of a GenBank genome assembly.